AUGAUGAUGGGGGUUAAAGCGAAGCAAGGAACAUUAAAGGAGGGAGAACAUGUAGCAGAGGAAGACUCUGGGAUGGAGAAGACAACUGCAAAAGAAAGGGGAUCUGCGAAGGAGAAAGAAACUACAAAAGAGAAGAUUUCUGCAAGAGAGGAGGAAUCUCCAAUAGAGGAGGAAUCUGCAAAAGACGAGGAAUCUGUAAAAGAGAAAGAACCUUCAAAAGAGGAGGAAUUCGAAAAAGAGAAGGAAACUGAGAAGAAAGAGCCUACAAAGAUGGAGGAAGAAAAUACAGAGAUGGGUAAAUGGUGCGAUAAAGAACCAGCAAAUGAAGAACAAAAGUCUGCAAAAGAUUGUGCAGAAGAAUGUACAAAGGAGGAGAAAUCUACAAAGGAGGAAGAGGAUGUAAAGGACAAGGAAUCAAAAGAAGAGGAAUCUGUAGAAGAGGAAAAAUCUGCAAAGGUGACAAAAAUUUCAAAAAAGGAAGAAUCUACAAAAAAUGAGGAAUCUACAGAGGCGAAAGAUUAUGCAGAAGAGGAAGAAUCUACAAAAGAAGAUGACUCUGCAAAGGAGGUUGAUGAAUCUGCAAAAGGAGAAGAAUGUAAAAAAGAGGAAGAGUCUGCAGAGCCAACUGUGGAAGAAUUUGCAAAAGAGGAGAAAUCUGCAAUGCAGGAGAAAUAUGUAAACUUGGAGGAAGCUCCAAAAGAGACGAAAUCUGCUAAAGGGGAAAAAUCUCCAGAAGACAAAGAAUCUCCAAAAGAGAAUAAUUCUCCAAAAAAUGAGGAUUCUCCAAAAGGAGAGGAAUCUACAGAAGAGGAAAAAUCUGAAAAAGGGGAGGAAUCAGUAAAUGAGGAGGAAUCUGCAAAGGCGGAAGAAACUACAAAAGAGGAAAAUUGUACUGAGGAAGAAUCUGCAAAGGAGGAUGAAGAAUCUGAAAAAGCAGAAUAUACAAAAAAGGAAAAGUGUGCAAAGGAGGAGGAUUCUGCAAACAAGGAAGAGUUUUCAAAACAUGAAGAAGUUUCAAAAGGGGGAGCAAAGGUGGUAGAAUCUUUAACAGAGGAGGAAUCUGAAUCUGCAACGGUGGAAGAAUCUACAAAGGCUGGCGAAUCUGCAAAAUUGGAAGAAUCUGUAAAGGAGGAAGAAUGUGCCAAGGAUGAAGAAUUUACAAAGGUGGAAGAACCUGGAAUGGUGAAAGAAUAUGGAAAGGUGCUAGAAACUGCAGACGAGGAAGACUGUGAAAACGUGGAAGAAUCUGCAAAGUUAGAAGAAUCUGCAAAUGUGUCAAAGUUAGAAGAAUCUGCAAAUGUGGAACAAUCUGCAAAGGUGAAAGAAUCUGCAAAAGAGGACGAAUUUUCAAAACAGGAAGGCUCUUCAAAAGGGAAAAAAUCCGCAAAAGUUGUACAAUCUGCAAAAGUUGAGGAAUCUGCAAAGAUGGAAGAAUCUGCACAGGCGGGAGCAUCUGCAGGGGUAGAAGAAACUGCUGAUUCGAAAAUGUGUGAAAAGAAAGAAUCUGCAAAGGUGGAAAAAUCUACAAAAGUGGAAGAAUCUGCAGAAGAGGAAAAAUAUGCAAAGGAGGCAGAAUCUGCCAAAGAAGGUGAAUUUGCAAAGGGGGAAGGAUCUGCAAAGGUGGAAGAAUUUGCAAAGGGGGAAGAAUCUGCAAAUGGGGAAGGAUCUGCAAAGGAGGAAGAAUCUGCAAAGGAGGAAGAAUCUGCAAAGGAGGAAGAAUCUGUGAAAGAGGAAGAAUCUGCAAAGGAGGAAGGAUCUGUAAAACCGGGAAGAAUCUGCAAAUGGGGAAGAAUCGGCAAAAGAGAAAGCAUCUUUAAAAGGGGAGGGGGAGAAUCUGCAAAGGAGAAACAAUCUGCAAAGGUGGAAGUAUCUGCAAAGGAGGAGAAAUCUAGAAAAGUGGAAGAACCUGCAAAGGAGAAAGUAUCUGAGAAGGUGGAAGAAUCUACAAAGAAGAAUGCAGGGAGGACCAGCAUGCAAAGGAAGAACAGUGUUGAAAAGAGGAAAAAAUCGACGAAGGUGGUAGGGUCUGCAAAUGAGGCAGACUCUCGGGAUCCUGGGAAGGAGGAAGAACAUACAAAAGUGGAAGAACCUGAAAAUGAGAAAGAGGCCAUUAAAGAGAGGGAAUCUGAGAAAUCUGCAAAGAAAGGAAAGGAGGAACUAAAAAGUAUCAGAGAGAAGAAGUAUGCUGCCGCCCACCAUGGAACGAGAAGCUUGAAAUAA
This is a messenger RNA of Branchiostoma floridae (Florida lancelet), 2220 nucleotides long. RefSeq names its product FK506-binding protein 5-like. The coding region runs from base 1 to 2220 and encodes 739 amino acids. Lineage: Eukaryota; Metazoa; Chordata; Leptocardii; Amphioxiformes; Branchiostomatidae. The record is from RefSeq and is a predicted model, not a curated record. The transcript has 3 exons.